Messenger RNA from Fulvia fulva, 1038 nucleotides. RefSeq lists its product as uncharacterized. The record is from RefSeq and is a predicted model, not a curated record. The coding region runs from base 1 to 1038 and encodes 345 amino acids. The transcript is spliced from 2 exons. NCBI's taxonomy places the organism in Eukaryota, Fungi, Ascomycota, Dothideomycetes, Mycosphaerellales, Mycosphaerellaceae.
AUGCCUGUGACGCCCUCACCUCAUCGAUUCCUAGCCACAAAGCGGCAGCCUUCGCCACCAAAGGCUGCUACGCCAUCGACAUCACGCCGCCAGGCUCACUCAGAUCGCGCAGCACCAGGUUCGGCUAGGACGCCACGAUACCAUCGACCAUCAGCAGCACCAGCGCAGUUUGCGCAUACGCCUCGAUUUGGAGUCGCCAAGGCAGGCCGCGCUACACCCUCCAGACAACACUCGCCACCAUUGUCCAGCCGAGCCCAGGCCUUACGAGCGGCGCUUCAGCCUGGAGAGGGUAUCGAAGAGGCAGCCGAGCAUGAUGCUCAAGAUGAUGAGAUGCUCGAUAACGAGCAAGUCGAAACAGUGCCGACCACAGAGCUUGCACACCAGCCGGCUGUCGAACAGGCGUGGACCAGCAACUUGACAUGUUCUCCCAAACGCCGCAGGCUAGAUGACCAUGGUCUAGGCGAUGGUUUUGAUAUUGCAACGGCAUCUCCAGCAAGGCCAACGUUCAAGCACCCCACAACGCCUGCUUCAGCCCUUGCUGCACGAUCCCAACAUUUCAGUCGCGCUGGAAGUGUAGCAAGUUCGAUCGGAGAUGACAAGACAUCUAUUCGUCGACCAGCUUUCCUUAGCUCGUCUGUGCAACCUCAAGAGCGUCACGAACCACUACCUGAAGCGUUCUCACCACACCGUCGUGGCGAGAAGUUCGUGCCUGGGGGCAUGGCAGCUACUAUGCAGCAAUGGGUGAUUGAGACAGGCCAAAGUGCAUUUCACAGCCGAAAGGGCCAAGGAUAUCUGAGAGGCGAAGACUAUGUGCUUCGCGUCAAAGUGCAGUCUGUUCGAGGGGGAUCGCCGCUGUUGGUAGAAGCAAGGCAGUCUGAUGGUACGAUGGACAAGCUACUACUCGUCGUGGAUGCGAAGAACGAGUCCAUUGAAGUGGAGAAAGGCAGUGUCGUCGGCAUCCGAGCACCGACUUGGGAUGUCGAGCUCGAUGGCCAGAGCUGGACCAUAGGCGUGGACUGGAAGCUUCUUCAGCAGUGA